UUAAAACACAGAAAUGUUGAGCUUUGAUCCGCAUUAGCCUCUGUCUAUUUAAAUAUUUGGUCACGCUGAAGUUGCUGCCGUCAAAGUUAAGUUAAUAUAACUUAACAUGCGUUUUGUGACAACUUUCAGUUAGCCUAAUGUUAGCCUGCUAGCUGCAGCAGCUCACUCUGCUGGGAAAUGUCUGUUAGACGGGCUCUGGUGGGUUGUGUUGUGUUGUCUCUGAAAGAUACCUGCGUGUUUUAUCCGUGCUGCAAAAGCUGUUUCUCCAGGAUUGAUGUUGAACAGCAGGACGUGACGAGAUGCAGAUGCUCCAAGUGUGGUUACAGCUGUCUGAGGGAACAGGUUGAUUACAGGUAUCGUCUCUCACUGAAGGUGACCCGGGACAGAAGCAUAUUUGGAGUAACAGUAUUUGGGACCUGUUUGAACCCCUUCUUUGGCAUCCAUGCAAGUGGUUUACAGAGGUUGGUGGAGAACUCAGAUGGAGCAUCAACCAGAUCCACAUUGUUGGUGAAGGCUGUCCAGGACUGUUUCAUUGGCAGACAUUUCAUCUUUGGUAUAAAGGUAGCCGAAACAGAAAGUUGGCCUUGGUUCAGAGGGCCUGUUGCAGAUGGCUUCAGCAGUAAAGAAGCAGUCCACUUUAUUGCCAGUCAGAUGCUGCUCCCCAAAGCUACAGGCCUACAAGGCUGCACAGUGGUCAGUUAUUAUCGGAUCCUUCUUCAGAAAGCUGCCGAAUAUGAGAAAGAAUCCGCCGAUCCCAGCAAAAGACCCCCAGCAACAACCCUGCUGCUGAUUCCUUGCCACUUUCCAGCUAGCAGCUUCAAUAAUGCCACACUUUCUGCCUCAGGUCUUCUUUCGCAGUCACUGCAAAGCUCGCAGCACCAAGACGGCACCCUUACUCCCACCCCUCCAUGGCAACAGUCACUAGGACUAGUAACUUCAUCAGCAGAGCAGGAGGAAGAUUGCAGCACCCAGGACAGCGGAGACGAGAGGAGCUCACAAACAUCACAUCAUGCACAAAGAGACUGUUUAGAGAUCCUGAAAGUCACAGAGGAGAGAGCACCGUCACCUCUUCUUUCUUUAGAGUGCAGCUCUUCCCUUAGUCCAUCAUUAGCCAAAUGCUCAUACUCAUCUGCUGAAAAGGCUGUUGGAAACACCCCCAUCCUGAACACUUGGUUCAGUCCCCCUCCACCUGCAUAUAACAGCUCCAAGGGUUUUUCUACCAAAACAUUGUUGUCAGACUCCUUGGCUUGGGAAGAUUUGCCUUUCUCUGAGAGUCUGACAGAGUUUUUGUGUGAAGAGAACAAAGAUUUUGACAAACAAACAGAACAACAUGCGGAAAAUCAAAAAGAAACAUCAAGAAACAACCUGGAAAUCAGCUCGCAACACAAGAACGACUCACAUAAAUUUCAGAUAACAGGCUGCCACUCACAGAUAUUACUGGAUAUCGCCAACACACCUGCACCGAAUGGAGGUGACAGAAAUGAUUUAUCCGACCAGGAAUAUAAGAGCCCUCUAGGAAGUGCCAACACGACUCAAUCCAGAAAUAUUUCUUCCAGUGAGGGUAACCAGGAGGACGAGAAAGCUUGCUCUCUGUCUUUUGAAAACGAAGAAGAGCAGCUUGAAGAGGACACCUAUAAUUGUUCAGCAGAUCUUUUUGGUAGCUCAUUCAUAAUCAAUGUGAGCACAAACAAGCUCAGCACACAUGCAGAAACUGUCAGGUUGACCACGGAGGCUCGCCCGCCGCUUUCCAAACCAAAAACAACGCACCAGAGGAGUGAUAACGCGACACAUUCGACACCACAAAGACAGACACUGAAAAGUCAAAAUUGCAUAAAUAGAGACACACAAGAGCUGGACUUCAUCCCUCCCUCUCAGUCCACCCCCAUUGUAAAAGUAGGUGCUGUGACAGGCCCAAGCAGAACGUUGACAUUAUCUGAAGUCAGUUCUCAACCUGACAGUCAAGAUUCCGGUGUUUUUUAUAGACGUCUUCCUGAAUGGGACAGGAAAGAGACAGCUACUGCCACCUCUGCUCUUUGUAAAUUAAGCUGCGUCAGUGAUGAACAGCUGUCCCAGCGCAGCAGAGAGCCAACAAAGGAAAACUUAGCAUGGAGUUCAACAUCCAGCAGACACAGAUUUACCCCAAAAAGAAGGUUCUGGAAACCGGACACGCAUAAGAACCAUCUGAGACGGGUUCUACAGUCAGCCAGAAGGAUCAAGCACAAAUGUGACUCAAGUAAUUGUGAUAUGAGCGUCUAUGAUCAUGAAGACAAUGAAGUAAUCGUUCCUCCGACUCCUGCUGCUGAAAGACGACAGUGUGUGAAGCUCAGAGGAAAAAGGCCGACUGAUAACAGCAGCAGUAAUUUGGGUAAUUGUCGGGAAAGCCAGCAGGGAGAUGGGGUGAAUUAUAAAAGAACUCUUUGUUUGUUGGAUCAAACUCUCACAUCAUUACAGAGAGGUCCGGCACAAACAGAAAGUCAUGACAGUGAGACGGGUGAAGAGGGAAGUCUUGAUGGAUCUAAAUGUUACCUCCUUGACGAUGAUAAUGAGGCAUGUGAUUGGUCCAGAGAUUUAUUCUCUGACUCGGUCUGAGAGGUUCUUUUGCAGAUGAACCUUACAAAUUUAUGUAAGAAUUAAAGACUUUUUAAUAUAUAUAGCUGUUCUUUUUUAUGGCUAGUGUUGCUUGUCCUACCCUAACAGUUUCUACUGCUGUAUCUGCAAUCUUCCUUAGAAGUGUCACGUGGUGUUUUUGUGUCACUAGCCAUAAAAAAGAACAGCUAUAUAACGUUAUCUGGCAGGCUAAAAUUAACCUUUUUGGACUCCAACUCUGUGCGGAAAGUCCCUGUACAGCAAAAAAUAACGUGCGUUCUGAGUUAGGCAGUUGUGCUCCAACACAGCUGAUUCAAGCGAUCACCUCGUUAUGAACUCCUGAAGCUGCUAGAUGACAAGCUGAUCAUUUAAUUCAGCUGUGGAGCAGGAGAGAGACAUCUAAUACAGGCAGGACAAGUGGUACUCGAGGAGAGAUUUGGGAAACAGUGUUGUAUGGGAACUAUGGUUGCUGACCUGAAAACUUGAAUGGCCCUAACCAGAGCCGGUGUUUGGUCUGUCCACUCUGGGGUGCUGUAGAAAAAGUAUGGCAGACUCCUUGAAAAAGGACCCGCUCUGUGUGUAGCUAUAAACAGCUCAUUCUGAGGAAACAAAAACACAAUUAUACUUAGUUUCAGGUGAUUAUACACUAGUUACUAUUAGAAUGUUAUGUACCAUUUCUGCCAAUAGAUUUCCUCAAAUCCUACACACUGAACCUUUAAAUAUUUCAGAGAGGAGAAAGGCACUACAGGCCUUGCCUCACCUUAUGCCGUAUGCACCUUAUCUUAAAAAUAAUAUUAAGAAAUUGUGGGUUCAACUGCCUCAGGCUGGGAUACAAUUGAGCAUACUGCUAUGCAAUUUCCAUUGGCAAACAUUUGCAGUAGACGUGACUGCAGGUCUUUAUAAAGUCUUAAAAUAUCUUUAAUUUAAUUUUACAAAUAUAAGGCUUCAAAGGUCAUUAGUCUUUAUUGCUGCAAACAUUUUAACUAAUCUAUUUUUUUUUUUUGUCAAAAUGAGUCAAGCUUUUCUGCAUGAAAGUCCGCAUUUCAGAUGUUAAGAGUCUUUAAAUCUACCGCAGAACCUACAAAUGUUUAUACUGCAUGCCUGCACUUCCCUAAAAUGUUUUUUAAUCAAACUCACUUUAUUAACAAUAUUCGCGUUUAAAAAAAACAAACCUCUGCACAGGAUUACUUCAUACCUAUAUACUUACCUGUAAUGCUGGAAAAAGAAAUGAUGAUUUUUUUUUCAAAAACUUGUCUUAAAUUUGGUUAAAAUGGUCUUGAAAAAGUCUUAAAAAGCAUUAGAUGUAAGUAUCUGACAUCUGUAAACACCCCAAAUAGAAUGGGUGAUACUAAAGAUCUCAGCAUCCAACUAAAGCAUCUGACCUUAAAUGAUCUUGUAGCUGAGUGGGAGCAAAUCCCUGCAGCCAAUUUCCUUAAUCUUGUGGAAAGCCUUUGCAGGAGAGCAAACGCUCUUACAAUUCCUCAUUAAUGUCUUUGGUUUUCUAAUCACAUAUGGGUUUAAUGUUUCAAUGUCCACACAUAAGUGAUUUGUUUUGAAAGGAAGAAUCUCAUGCACAUGGUCCACGGUCGUUGAAUAAUUGAGACUUUUAUUGGAAACGUUUUAGUAACUAAAAGCUUCAGAUCAAAAAUCUUUUGAACAUGCAGGUGUGGAUUUUCUUACCUAGUUUCAGGUAUUGGGACCGUGCCAUGUAGUAUGUGCCCAUGACACAUUGUUAACUCUGUUUUAAAAUCUUUCUGCUGCUCCACCCUCUCAGUCAUUGCUGUUUUUUAUUCAUAACCUUGUCUUUUCUCCUUUUGUACUACAACUUUGAAUUCAAAAAAUGAUCAUAUGUGGGUAUCUGAUAAAUUAACUGCUGCUGUCACAUCUAAGAUUCACUGGAUUUCAAUUUCAUUUUUUUUUUUGUCUUUGCAUUUUUGCCUUUAUUAAUAGAAAAUAGAGACAAAAUAUACUGGCACUGAAACAAAAACCCUGGAAUAAAAGCUGGAAAAAAGCCAGGGACGUUCUGCUUUCAAAAUACGGUAUGCACCCCA
This is a messenger RNA of Plectropomus leopardus (leopard coralgrouper), 4637 nucleotides long. It is a transcript of the gene ddias, whose product is annotated as DNA damage-induced apoptosis suppressor. Gene Ontology annotation, biological process: negative regulation of intrinsic apoptotic signaling pathway in response to DNA damage. Gene Ontology annotation, cellular component: nucleus; cytoplasm. The record is from RefSeq and is a predicted model, not a curated record. NCBI's taxonomy places the organism in Eukaryota, Metazoa, Chordata, Actinopteri, Perciformes, Serranidae.